UGCUGCUCAUGCGUAUGAUGCCUUUUCCUGCCAGCAACAACAGAAACAGCAGCAUCUCGCAUCAUCACUGAGAAGAACUGAGAUUGGAGAGAGAAAGAAAGAAGGAGAUGAUGGUGGGGAGUCGAGAAGGAAAAUUAUGAAAUAACGGGUGAGGGUGUGGGCCAUGUCUGAGCUGUGAGUAGUGGAGGAGAGGAAGAGGAGGUGUAGGAGAGGAAGAGGAGGUGAGGACUGAAUAGCGGAGUGCGACGCCCCCUGUAGGGCAGUGAUGGGGAACACAGCCACUAAGUUCCGGAAGGCUCUAGUCAGCGGGGACGAGGCGUUGGCAUGGCAACUGUACGAGGGCAACAGCCAGUUCAGAGAGGGGCUGGACCCCAACGCGUCCUACGGAGAGACCUACCAACACAACACACCCCUCCACUACACCUGCAGGCACGCCAUGACACGUCUGCUCAGGUCCUUCCUUUUCAGUAAAGAAGGGAACCCUAACAAGCGGAACGUGCAGAAUGAGACAUGUCUGCAUGCGUUGUGUCAGGGAGCGCACAUCCUGCUUCUGCCAGAGGGGGCACUGUCUCCCAGACUGGCCAGACCACAGAGAGACGAACAACGCAGGGCAGACUGCCUACAGAUGAUCCUGAGCUGGACCGGGGCUAGGCUGGACAGAGGACAGUAUGAAAGGGUUAACAUUAAUGCUACAGACAACAGGAACAGCACCUGUCUACACUACGCUGCUGCUGCUGGCAUGAAGAACUGUGUAGAGCUCCUGGUCCAGGCUGGGUCAGACCUGUUUGUGGAGGACGAGGAGAAGUUAACCCCGUGUGACCACGCAGAGAGACAGCAGCACACACACCUGGCCCUGCGCCUCGAAGCCAUGAUGGUGUUCUCACAACACACACACACCGAGACACAGACACCCAGCAGCACGCUGCGCCAUAAAGAGCCCUAUGAGGGUUUGAAGCUGCAGGACUUGAGGAGACUGAAGGACAUGUUGAUAGUGGAGACAGCUGACAUGCUGCAGGCUCCUCUCUUCACCGCUGAGGCACUGCUCAGAGCACACGACUGGGACAGAGAGAAGCUUUUGGAAGCCUGGAUGAGUGAUUCUGAGGAGUGCUGCCAGCGGUCUGGGGUCUUGAUGCCCACACCCCCGCCCAGCGGGUGCAAUGCCUGGGACACCCUGCCUUCCCCGCGCACCCCUCGCUCCCCCCUCACCCUAACCCUCACGUCCCUCACUGACAGCUGCCUCACCCCAGGGGAGGAGGGAGGGACUACGUGUGGGAUCUGCCUGUGUUCCAUCUCAGUGUUUGAAGACCCAAUAGACAUGUCCUGUGGUCAUGAGUUCUGCCGAGCCUGCUGGGAAGGGUUUCUGAAUGUGAAGAUCCAGGAGGGUGAGGCUCAUAACAUCUUCUGUCCUGCCUGUGACUGUUACCAGCUGGUGCCUGUUCAGGUUAUAGAGAGUGUUGUCUCCAGAGAGAUGGACAAACGAUACCUGCAGUUCGACAUCAAGGCGUUCGUGGAGAACAACCCAUCUAUUCGGUGGUGCCCAGCAGUGCGGUGUGAGAGAGCGGUCAGACUGACCAGGCCUGGUCCGGGGGUCAACCACCUGGGGUUCCCCCUGCUGCCCUCCCCUGCAGUCGACUGUGGCAAGGGUCACCUCUUCUGCUGGGAGUGUCUAGGUGAGGCCCAUGAGCCAUGUGACUGUCAGACAUGGAGGAUGUGGCUGCAGAAAGUCUCAGAGAUGAAGCCAGAAGAGUUGGCAGGUGUAUCGGAGUCGUAUGAGGAUGCAGCUAACUGUCUGUGGUUGUUAACCAACUCUAAACCCUGUGCCAACUGCAAGUCUCCCAUACAGAAGAAUGAGGGCUGCAACCACAUGCAGUGUGCCAAGUGUAAAUAUGAUUUCUGCUGGAUCUGUCUGGAAGAGUGGAAGAAACACAGCUCUUCAACUGGAGGAUACUACCGCUGUACACGCUAUGAGGUCAUCACACAGCUAGAGGAGCAGUCCAAAGAGAUGACUGGAGAGGCGGAAAAGAAGCACAAGAGUUUUCAGGAGUUGGACCGCUUCAUGCACUACUACAGCCGCUAUAAGAACCAUGAACACAGCUAUAAGUUAGAACAGAGACUAUUGAAAACAGCCAAAGAGAAGAUGGAACAGCUGAGUAGAGCCUUCAUUGGAUGUGAGGGCUCCCCCCCAGACACCAGAUUUAUAGAGGACGGUGUGUGUGAGUUGUUGAAGACACGUCGUGUGUUGAAGUGUUCCUACCCCUACGGAUUCUUCCUCCAGCCUCACAGCACACAGAAGGAGAUAUUUGAACUCAUGCAGACUGAUCUGGAGAUGGCGGUGGAGGACUUGGCUCAGAAGGUGAACCGUCCCUACCUGCGUACGCCGUGUCAUAAGAUAGUCAGCGCUGCCUGUCUGGUACAGCAGAAGAGAGAGGAGUUCCUGGCCUCGGUGGCUAGAGGGGUGGCCCCUAACGACUCACCUGAAGUACCUAGGAGGAGUUUCCCUGCUGGAUCAUGGGACUGGGAGUACCUGGGAUUCACCUCUCCUGAGGAGUAUGCUGAUUUCCAGUACCGGCGGAGACACCGGCCGCGUCGUAGAGGAGACAUGCCGAGUUUACACAGUCUGAGGAGCAACAGCAGUACUCCUGAGCCCAACCAGAACCCUGAGAAUACAGAGGUCCUCCAGGAGAGAGUUGAGGGGCGGAGACAGCCUCUGAGGUCACUGGAUGAAGAUGACCCCAACAUUCUACUGGCCAUCCAACUGUCACUACAGGACUCACGGAGGGAGAGAGAAAUGGAGAGAGGGAUGGGAGGAGGACUGGAAAGAGGCUCUGGUGUGAUUGAGGGCCCAGGGCUUGGGUCUGGACAGGGUCUGGAUAUAGGGCCAGUAAUGGGUCCAGGGGUGGGGAGCCUCAGUGAGACUCAGGACCCCUCCAGUGUGGGUGGUUCUCUGGGGGCCAGUGGCUCCUCUAACCUCCCUAGACCAGACCCUAACCAGUCGCUAAAUGCUGAGCUGUUAGAGCUAGGAGAAAGUCUGAUGAGACUGGGACAAAUAACUACUCCAUAUACCCUAGACAACACUAAUAUCCCUACGCCAUAUAGCUUAGAUCACACCUACGACCACUACAACCCUUCCCCCAGGUACAGUCAGAGUCAGGACCUUAGCUACACAUCUUAUACAACUGACCACAGCUAUGCUGUUCUGGAACCUGACCUCAGCACACCUUAUACACACGGCUACGGUCACACCUGUGAUCAUAACCAGGACCAUACCACUAUCAACAUUCCCUUCACUCCAGAACACGACCAUAAUUGUGGUCAAAACCAAAACCGUGGCCAUCCCACUAUCAAUGCCUUCUACAGUUCUGUUCACUGCCAACCCAGCCUCUACACUAAAACAUCUCCUUCUCACACAGACCUUACAGCAUCUUCUAGCCCUAAACACACAAGCCUUUACCCCUCAGACCCAGAGCCAUAUGCUAUGUUCAGCCUUCCCCAUAACCCUGAACCAGACCAAACCAUAUCUUGCACCCAGGACACACAUCCUGACCAGAACCACCACCAUUGCUGCCACUCCAGCCACUACACCCCUAACCCAGACCAUUACACCCCUAACACAGACCCUUACACCCCUAACCCAGACCCUUACACCCCUAACCCAGACCAUUACACCCCUAAUCCAGACUCUUACACCCCUAACCCAGACCAUUACACCCCUAACCCAGACCCUUACACCCCUAACCCAGACCAUUACAACCCUAACCCAGACCAUUACAACCCUAACCCAGACCCUUACAACCCUAACCUGGACCCUUACACCCCUAACCCAGACUACACCUCGAAUCCUGACCCAUGCCGCACUUCCUCAGACCCCCACGGCCUCCUGCUCCCCUCCCCAGACCCAGAACUCGUCUCCCCAGUGGUCCCUCCAGGUGGUCCCUUCACCCCCAGUGACCCAGGCUGCCUGGAGCGCCUGGACCCCUCAGCUGAAGCCCUGCUCCUGGACAACAUCAUGGCCUGGAUCCAACACACACACCCCCAGGACAGCCCCCAGAACAUCGACCUCAUCCCCUCAGCUAGCUCCGAGACUGGCUCACCCCCGGAGAAAUACUCACCUCCGGACACAGAGACAGACUCACCCACUGUUUCACUCCAAGAUGGUGGGGACCCAAAGAGUGAUUCCCCUCCUGACGCCCAGGCCAGUUUCAGUGGGGAGGCCCUAGCCGAGCUACGGCAGGGAGAGGCGGGUAGGGGACAGGCUGGCUCCCCCGGCCCUGGAGACAGCCUGGAGGUUAAAAGACCCAGCACUCUGGAUCUGGAGUGUUGUGAGGGUGAGGAGUAUGUGGAGUGUGUAGUCACAGGGUUUGUGUCGGACCUGUCACAGGACGCAUUGGACACACACAUACACUCACACACACACUGUGGAGAUGACAACCUCACUCCUACCAAGACAGACUCAAGCCCCACCGCCUGGGUAGUGGAGGACCAAUCACGCCCGGAGUGGGAAGAGCAAGUUCACCUGGUGUGACAACAGACAGACAGAUGACAGAGAGCAGGAGGAAGAGAGGAGGAGAGUGGGAGCGAGGUAAUGAUAAGCAGCAGUGACAGAGAUGAGGGAGAGAAAAGAGAGGAAGAGAGAGUGAUUAAUAGCAUUAUCAGAGAAAGAGCUUAGGAAAGAUUUGGGGAUGAAAAGCACUUAGAGGAAAGAACAGGAGAAAAGUCUGACAUUUAACAUGGUGUGUCCACUUGAUUUAGCUUGCUGGGCACCGAAAGCUAAUUAGUAUAUUUGACCAAGUUCUGGUCAGGUCAUGUGACCCAGGUCUGGUCAGGUCAUGUGACCUAGGUCUGGUCAGGUCAUGUGACCCAGGUCUGGUCAGGUCAUGUGACCCAGAUCUGAUCAGGUCAUGCAGUGACCAGAGUUGAUCAGAGCAGAUGAGAUGUGUUUAAAUACAAUCAAAUAUGAGUGACUUUAGUGAUUUUAUUGUCCAUAUCCAUUCCACUACUGAUGGACUGACUGUAUGUGGUCUCCUCAGCCUAAGACCAGGGCGAGUUGUUUUACUGUUUAUUCAACCUUUAUUUAUCCAGAUCAAAACUCCAUGACAGAGAGAGAGCGAGGGAGAGAGAGUGGGACCGUGACAUGGCUACUCUUUAGAAACAGUCCACGGCUGAGUUGAUCAGUGUGCCUCAUUUUUAUUGAGAAUCCCCUUUUUUUCAUAUGGAACCUCAAGCAACGUGCAAAGAAUAGUAUGACUAUUAUUACUACUAUAGGGUUGUUUUGUUUUUGACAUGGUUUCCUUUCCUCUUGAGAUAAGAUGUGUUUUUGGAAGCAGCUGUGGUCUGUGGUCAUAUGUAUCAAGUGUCUCAGAGUAGUGGUGCUGAUCUAGGACCAGGUCCUCCCUUUCUAUAUAAUCUUAUUCAUUAUGAUCUAAAAGGCUCAAUUGAUCCUAGAUCAGCACUUCUACUCUCCCAGGUCUUUGACUAGGUACAGGACAGGAAGCUGUUAUUUUUCUUGUGUUGGUGUUAUAGAGAUGGUUAGCACUGGUAGGAUGAUUAUAAUAUAGUCAACUUUAUAGAGAUGAAUCUGCAGUCUACAAGAGUUUAUAAUAUAAUUUCUAAAAUCAUAUUUAUCUUAUUUAAUUGUAAUAAGCUGCUUAAAUAAAGUAGUCAUUGGAUAUAGAAUAACAUUUAGAAACGCAACCAUGGUUUAACUUAACUGUUGCGUGUAGUGUGCAACCAUCUGGAGUAGUGCACUAGUUUAUAGUAGGGUGCGAUGUGACGUGCGCUGAUCAUACAAAACAUGAAAUGGAACACUGAAGUCUGGAUUUGGAGUGUAUUUUUUUGUACAACACCACUGUUUUAAGUUAAGAUAAUUGUUUAUUUAGUCCAAUUUGAUUCACACUAAGGUUUUUAUUAGAUUUCUUUUUGUUUUCUUUGUUUUGUAUUUUCUUGGUACUUAAUUGAAAGUUUCAAGGCCAGUGGCUGUGUCAUAGUUUGUAACCCAGGCAUCUGAUUUUUAUAUUACUGUACCCUGGCAACCAUAAACCUUGUUGUUAUUUGCACUUUCAUAGGUGAUACUUGAUCCAUUCCCAGUCCAUAUGACAGACAGUGACGUUCGAUGUGGCCAAGGACUGAAAGUAUUAGUAAAACGUUUACUCUCAAUAAAAAAAAUAUUUAAAAAAACA
This is a messenger RNA of Oncorhynchus mykiss (rainbow trout), 6176 nucleotides long. RefSeq names its product ankyrin repeat and IBR domain-containing protein 1. Gene Ontology annotation, molecular function: ubiquitin-protein transferase activity; zinc ion binding; protein binding. The record is from RefSeq and is a predicted model, not a curated record. Gene Ontology annotation, biological process: protein ubiquitination. Lineage: Eukaryota; Metazoa; Chordata; Actinopteri; Salmoniformes; Salmonidae.